AACAAACAUGCAUUGGCGGUUGAUUUUACUGCUCAAUUCUACAACAAUAAAACCUGAAUUUCCAUGAAAACCAACUGCAUGUAAUAUUUACGGAUUAUCUAAUAAAUGCUUUGCACAAUGAAAUGAAGUUAUAAAUAAAGAGGGAUUUCAUCGCUUUUUUGUCUAUAAUGGCAGGAAGGGGCAGAGGGCAGCUCACUUUCUCUGUGGAGAUUGUUGGAAUCGGUAAAGGAGAAAAUCUCCCUCCAUCCUCCGUCCAGCCGACCCCUCUAUUCCCUCCUUUGGCUCAGAAGCCGGUGCCCCUGCAGACGGGUGAGGAGGCCGAGUACAUGCUGGCACUCAAACAGGAGUUCAGAGGAGCCAUGAAGACGCUUCCCUUUUACAUCCGUCCAGCUGCACCCAAGAAAGGUCAGUUCGGCGUCAAAGAUGAGCUCUGUCACAAACACGGUUUUGCUUAUAUGGUUGCAGAAAGCCCAGCUGUUCCCAAACAACCCAAACAGCCACGAGUGGACAAAGAGGAGAUCAUACGCAAACUGGAGACUCUGGAGCAGAAAGAGGAAGACGGGAGUUCUGAUGAAGAGGAGGGAGAGAAAAAGAAGCCAGAAGAGGAAGAGGCUGAGGGAGAGGAAGGGUAUGAUGAGGAGGAAUUUGAGGAUGAAACAGAUUACAUCAUGUCCUACUUUGACAAUGGGGACGAGUUUGGAGGAGACAGUGAUGAUAACAUAGAUGAAGCCAUUUACUGAAGCAGGUGACGGCGGCUCCAUAGCGCCCUCCUCCGGCCAGUGAGUGUCGCUGGAACUGCUCUGUCCCUCAGGACCGUUCUAGCUUGGAUCAUUAUGUUUGGCAGCUGAUGUUGAAAUCUGUAUGCAGUGGAUUUCCUCUCAUCCGAUCGGUUGGCAGGGUGGCUGAUUGCUGACAAAGAGCGUUUGAAUCCGAGGGUUACGGCUGGAGGACACAGAGAAGACACUGAGGCACAAACUUCUCUCUUAAUGCAGCUAUAUGUUCUUAGAGCUUUGUAAAUAAUUAUUAGUUCACAACUGAAAUAAUAUUUUAGGAUCUUGUUUUCAGACAUGUUUUAGUACAAGCUUUAGACAGUUGUAUUUGUCUAAAUAGCUUUUAUACAUCUUAGAUUUGUGAAAAAAGACCCGUAAAUGUAGAUUGCUUAUUUUGGAUGAUAAUCACAUAAUAUUUUGUAAAGUCUCAAGUCAUGUGGUUGUAAAUAUUCAUGUUAUUGCCAUUUUAUGUAAUGAAGUCACACUGUGUCAAGACUUUGUCUCAUAGAUUGAUAGAUGGAUGAGCAGUUCUGUCAUGUGGCCUGUAGGAGGUGUGAUACUACAUUAAAGCACAAUCAUUUCGAUUUUACUGUGUUGUCCUCCACACUGUUAAUGUGUAAAUAU
This is a messenger RNA of Sinocyclocheilus rhinocerous, 1394 nucleotides long. Its product is annotated as DNA-directed RNA polymerase III subunit RPC7-like. Gene Ontology annotation, biological process: transcription by RNA polymerase III. The record is from RefSeq and is a predicted model, not a curated record. NCBI's taxonomy places the organism in Eukaryota, Metazoa, Chordata, Actinopteri, Cypriniformes, Cyprinidae. Gene Ontology annotation, cellular component: RNA polymerase III complex. The transcript is spliced from 6 exons. The coding region runs from base 168 to 740 and encodes 190 amino acids.